CGAGUUGCGGCUGCGACGCGCAUCGCCUCGAGCUCGCUGCACAACACUCGCGCCCGCACUCCGACUCACACCACCGCCUCCUCGUCCCUGACCGCCGCCUCCGUCUCCUCGCAGCACACACAGCUGCGCUCCCACUCGCAGCAGCCUCUAUCAGCUGCGUGGCGCCUCAGUCCUCCCGGUCACGCACUGCGCAUCGCUGCGCCCCUGCCGCCUGAUCGCGCUCUCGAGACUCCGCUUCGGACCUCAGAAGCGCCGCCUCUCUGCUCCGUGCCUCCUCUCCGACCGCACAUCGCCAGCCGCGCCCCGCGCUGAGUAGCCCAGCAUGGACACGGACCUCAUCAAGGUCGUCAACCGGCUGCAGGAGACGUUCAGCGCCAUUGGCGGCGAUGCCGUCGACCUGCCGCAGUGUGUCGUCGUCGGCGCACAGAGCUCGGGCAAGAGCAGCGUGCUGGAGACCAUUGUUGGCAAGGACUUCCUUCCACGUGGCGCUGGCAUUGUGACUCGCCGUCCUCUCGUGCUCCAGCUCGUCCAUGUGCCCGCCUCCACCUCCGCACCGGCGCGGUCCGGCGAGGCGCCCUCUUCCUCGCCGCGGCCCACGUACGAGGAGUACGGCGAGUUCCUGCACCUCGACAAGCGCUUCACCGACUUUGGCGAGAUCCGCCGCGAGAUUGAAAACGAGACGUUCCGUGUGGCGGGGCAGAACAAGGGCGUCUCGAAGUUGCCGAUCCAUCUCAAGAUCUACAGCCCGCACGUGCUGAACUUGACACUGGUGGAUCUGCCGGGCUUGACGAAGAUCCCUGUCGGCGACCAGCCCACGGACAUAGAGCGACAGAUCCAGGGCCUGAUCACGUCGUACAUCUCGAAGCCAAAUUGCAUCAUCAUUGCCGUGUCGCCCGCGAACGUGGACCUCGCCAACUCCGACAGCCUCAAGCUCGCCCGGGCGAUGGACCCGCGCGGCCUGCGCACGAUUGGCGUGCUGACGAAGCUGGACCUGAUGGACAACGGCACGCAUGCGCUCGACAUCCUGACGGGCCGCGUGUACCCGCUGAAGCUCGGCUUCAUCGGCGUCGUGAACCGCUCGCAGCAGGACAUCAACGGCAACGUCAGCAUGGCCAAUGCGCGCCAGGCCGAGGAGGAGUUCUUCAAGAACCACCUGGCGUAUCGCAACAUUGCGCACCGCUGCGGCACCAAGUUCCUGGCCAAGUCGCUGAACCAGGUGCUGAUGGCGCACAUCCGCGACAAGCUGCCGGACAUGAAGGCGCGCCUCAACACGCUGAUGGGCCAGACGCAGCAGGAGCUGGCGUCGUUCGGCGACACGGCCUUCCUCGGCGACGCGCACCGCGGCUCGCUGAUCCUCAAGCUCAUGACGCAGUUCGCGCGCGACUUUGUCUCGUCCAUCGACGGCACGACGUUUGACAUCUCGACGAAGGAGCUGUGCGGCGGCGCGCGCAUCUACCACAUCUUCCACGACGUCUUCGGGCACGCGCUCGACUCGAUCAACCCGACGCAGAACCUGACGGUGCAGGACAUUCGCACUGCGAUCCGCAACUCGACGGGCCCGCGGCCGAGCCUCUUCGUGCCCGAGGCCGCGUUUGAGCUGCUCAUCAAGCCGCAGAUCAAGCUGCUCGAGCCGCCGGGCCUGCGCUGCGUCGAGCUCGUGUACGAGGAGCUGAUGAAGAUCUGCCACAACUGCACGAGCACGGAGCUGCAGCGCUUCCCGCGCAUGCACGCCCAGCUCAUCGAGGUCGUGUCGGAUCUGCUGCGCGAGCGCCUGGGCCCGACGUCGGAGUACGUGCAGUCGCUCAUCUCGAUCCAGGCCGCCUACAUCAACACCAACCACCCUGCAUUCGUGCAAGACUCGGCCAACAUUGCGCGCCAGACGCGCGAGGGCCACCGGCCACAGCCGCCGCUCAUCAAGGGCUCCGACAGUGGCUCGGCGUCGGGUGUGUUCGAGGACGACGAGGACGAGGCGGAGCAUGCUGUUGCGCGCCAGGCCAACGGCUUGCACAAGCCGAAUGCCAAGGGUGUCGAUGCGCGCUCGGCAUCGUCGAGCUUCCCAGACUCGUCACGAGCAGGCCCCGGCGGCCUGCACGCCGCGACGAUCGGCCAUGCGUCGGCGAGCGCCAUGAGCCGCAGUGCCGGGCGCUCCGACAACGGCGCGGCCGGCGGGCGUGAGUUCCUGAGCUACUUCUUCGGCGGCGCCUCGGGCAUGCCGGGCUCUGCUGGGCCCGCGGCUGCCUCUGGCAUCGGCCCGUCGCGCGGCGCCUUUGCCGAUCCGGCGCGGGAACACAAGCCGAACCCUAUGAGCGGACGCACGGGGCUCGAGGGCAGCAGCGCGGCGUUCGACAUGAAGAGCCUGGACAAGCACAUUGAGGCGACGCCGUCGUCUGACGAGUACCGCCUUUCCGAGCGGGAGGUGCUCGAGACGUCGCUCAUCCGCUCGCUCAUCGCCUCGUACUUCACCAUUGUGCGGCAAUCGAUCCAAGAUCUGGUGCCCAAGGCCGUCAUGCAUCUGCUCGUCAACUUCAGCCGCGACGGCAUCCAGGCGCGGCUGAUCAGCCGCCUGUACAAGGAGUCGCUGUUCAGCGACCUGCUGGAAGAGGACGAGGCGACGAACAGCGAGCGCCGGCGGGUACAGGCGCUGCUCGACGCCUACAAGGAGGCACACCAGAUUCUCUCCGAUGUGACCUUCAAGCCCUGAGCCAGCGCCAGGGUGCCGACGGGAGCGUGGUGCCGGGAUGGGCGCUAGAGAGAGAAGAGAAGGGGCCAAGCAACGGUGUUUCUCCACACUGACG
This is a messenger RNA of Tilletiopsis washingtonensis, 2795 nucleotides long. RefSeq names its product putative DNM1-dynamin-related GTPase. Gene Ontology annotation, biological process: peroxisome fission; mitochondrial fission. The transcript has 9 exons. The coding region runs from base 323 to 2701 and encodes 792 amino acids. Gene Ontology annotation, molecular function: GTPase activity; microtubule binding; GTP binding. Gene Ontology annotation, cellular component: mitochondrion; peroxisome; membrane. Lineage: Eukaryota; Fungi; Basidiomycota; Exobasidiomycetes; Entylomatales. The record is from RefSeq and is a predicted model, not a curated record.